Messenger RNA from Paramuricea clavata, 900 nucleotides. The record is from the annotation of a GenBank genome assembly. Lineage: Eukaryota; Metazoa; Cnidaria; Anthozoa; Malacalcyonacea; Plexauridae.
AUGAAGGAUUGUCCAGAGAACACAGCAUUAGGAAAUUUCAUGUUCGAGAUGAACUUGAACCAAUUAAUUAUAACACCAACUAGAAUAACAGACACUAGUGAAUCGUUAAUUGACGUGAUAAUAACUUCAGCUUCCCAUCUUGUCAACGAAAGUGGUGUCAUGGAUACUCUUAUAAGUGAUUAUUUGCCGGUGUACACAGUUCUUAAUAUGAAGCUACCCAAGCCACCACUUCAAUAUAUCCUAACGCGAAGCUACAAAGACUAUGACGGAGAAAGGUUCACCGCCCACCUUGCAUCAAGAUUGUAAGAGCUUAUUUCCAUCUUUUCGGAUUCUAAUGUCAAUUCCAAACUUUACAAUUUUAACAACGUCCUUCUUACAACUUUGGCUGUCCAUGCUCCAGUCAGAUUAACUAAGAUCCAAAAUCGCUCUUGUCCCUUCAUCAGAACAGAUAUCUAAAUCCAAAUGUUCCACAGAGACCAACUCCACCGUCGUUACAAACGAACACGUGAUAUCGAUGAUUGGAGAGCAUUUAAAAACGCCCAAAGAUCAGUCAAAUCCACUCUAAAAACUGCUGAAAAACAACACGUUCGAACUGAAGUUAACCUCCAUAAAGAUAAUUCUAGAUCGUUGUGGAACGUGAUUAAUAGGUGCAUUCCAUCUAAAGAUAAAAUAAUUUUGACUUAUCACAGAAUUACAUUAUAUGUGGCCAACGAUUUCAACCACUUCUUUCAAUCUGUAGUAAAAAGAGCUGCCGAAACAGCUGAAAUGUUAGCCCUACAAAAUACUUUAAAUAUAUCAACUGAGUUAGAGCCUCUGAAUCGAAGAUCUGAACUCUUCUCUACGGAAUUGUUCAAGUUUACUCCCGUUAGGUCGUCACAUGCACAGAGGUUCAACGCAUAA